AUUAAUGGCUAUGAAAUACGUUAUUACAACUUUAAUCUAGAUCAUCUUUAUAUCUAUGAUGAUGAUCAUCGUUAUAAAGAAAUAUGUCUCAACAGUCUUGAAUAUCUUAGAGAAAGAGGGAGAUUAAUACCACUGAUUAUUUUAGAUGGAGAACCAGAAAAAAGGUUAUUAUCCAGAACUAUUGAUGAAUCAACUUUUAAUCAGAUGAUUGCUCAGUGUGAUGAAUCAACCAAACAGCUAAUUGAGAAAUGGUAUUAUAAAGAUUCAAAUCAGGAGCCAACCAGUUAUGUGCUUCACCCAAUCAGCAAACAUUUACCUUGUUUCAAGAGCCAUUCGUCAGACGAGAGGAAAAAAGCUCUUGAAAGUUGGUAUAAUGAAUCCAAGGUGAUAAUUGACGUUCUAUUGAAUGAAACCAAUCGAAAGACCAACGAAGACUUAAUUACAUCGAUAAUUUGUGAAGAAAUCAAAUUUAUAGCUGAUGAUACCAAUGGAAUGAACAAGAAUACUUUGUUAAUUCGUUUGGCACAAUUAGCCCAAUUUUCAUCUAGUUCUCAAAGUGGAAUGAAUAAAAUUGAGGAUAAUAUCUCAACGAAUCGUAAACUUCUUGCUCCGGCGGGAAGCGCUGAUCUUGACCAAGUUGCAGUUGAUACUGAGAUCACUAAUUUCUUUGGUGAAAAUUUCAAAAAAUUAGCUGAAUUAGCUAUUGAGGAAGAGUUUGCUGCUGAUUCAAUUAAAAAAUUCUCAGAGAUUGAUAACAAUUUAUUCAUUGAAUUAGUUCAUCAAAAUAAUCAUCGUCAUUCUUUGGAUAAACAUUAUAUUGGUAGAGAGUCUUUUUUACAGCAAAUACAAUUUUACAUUUGCUCACCUUCACGAACACCACUAAUCAUCCAUGGACCAAGAGGAUCGGGCAAAUCAUUUUUACUCUCUCGUGCGUCUUUUAAUUGUAGCUACUGGUCACCAACAACGGUCAUUAUUUACCGUUCAAUUGGACUAACAUGUGAAUCUCUGACUGUUGAACAAACACGAAGCAUUUGUGAACAACUGUGUAUGCUUUAUGGGGAACAUAUAAGUUUCGCUUCUGAAAUCGCUUUGAGACCAAAAGAGACAUUAAUCAAAUUAUUAUCUAAAUCAAACGAGGAGAGACCGCUAGCAAUCAUUAUCGAUGGUGUUGAUCAAUUUGCUGAUUAUAAUUGGAUUAACUUUGAAGUUUGGUUGCAUGAUGAGCUUCCUGCUUUCGUAAAAGUUAUUCUUGCCAUGACGAAUGAUAAUUGUUUGGAUAAAUUUAAAUCUAUUGGAAAAGUCGAGUGUUUAGAUAUUUCUAGUAUCACUUUAAAUGAAAUGGAGCGAAUCUUAGAUGUCACCUUACAAAGUAAAUCAAGAAAAAUCAGUGAAACCCAAAGGGAAUUUGCAUGUAAGCAAAUGAAAGAAGUGGGCACACCUUUUUACGCACAAGUUUUAUCUCUCAGACUGUCAGAAAUACAAUCAACUACUCAUCCUGAUGAAAUAAAUGAUAUUGGAAACAUUGAAUCAACUAUACUCUCAUUCAUAAAUCAACUCGGUCAUAUUAUUGAACCUCCCUUGAUGGCAGCCAUAAUAACAACACUUUCCUCAACAAGAUAUGGUAUAUCUGAUGCCGAGGUGAUGGACAUUAUUUUCAAGAGUCAAUCAUUACGAGAUUUAUUUUAACCAAAUGUAUCCUCCUUUCCAUAUUCAUUCUGGUCUCUGAUACGUUUCAAGUUAUCACAUUUUAUCACAACCAAAUCGGACGAUUCAUUGAUUAACUUCAAAACUCGUCAAAUUGCAACGAUCGUUGGUAAAUAUACCCAAAAGUGGAAAGAUGUCACUCGAUUGAGUCAAGACGAAAUGUUGAACUAUUUCAACAUUAAUCCUGAUGAUUUACUCGCAAGUCAACAUUUCUUAGGGGGCGAAGCUUUAACAAACCAAUGGCCCAAUCGUAGAAAAGCUCAAGAAUUGGGUUACCUGAAGAUGAAUUUGAAUGUAGAUGAUUUAUCUUCAUUCGUUGAAAACUAUUGUCUCAAUUUGAAAUGGAUUUGUUUUAAAUUGCUGGUAUGUGAUCCUUUCCAAUUACUGGAGGAUUUAGAACUUGUCAAAUCAAUUUGUAGGAAAAGAUCUCAACCAUUAGAUGGGAUAACUAAUAGUGAUAAUAAUGUUAAACAAGAAAAUGUCGAAAAAUUUUCAAGUGAUCUCUCAAUUCUCAUUCACACCAUCAUGAUCUCAGCUUAUCCUCUCCGAUACCAUGGAUUGCAAGUUAUCUCACAAAUCUACUCUCGACUCAACUCAUUUCUAGGUGAACCAAUAAACAAUCAACAUUCAACUUGUUCCUCUUCACCUCCACCAUUAACAUCCACCUCCGACAAAGUGAGCGAUUUGGCUAAAAAAUAUCCAAAGGCUGCCAAUAUUGUGGUGUCAUGUAAAAAACCAUUCGUACCAAGUUUAUUGCCUCUGAAUACUCAAUUUAUGGCAGUUAAAAGCAAUAUUUUUGCUGAUGAGACUAAUGAAUCAGGUACUUCAACGAUCAAUUCUGGACAAUCAGGAUCUGGUGAUGGUUUAAUUGAGGAAAGUUUUUACCAAUAUGAUCAAAUCUUUCUAAUUAAAGGAAACGAUGCUCAUGUAAUCACACUUUCAACUGGUCGAGGAGAAAUAAGUGUUUGGAAUAUUGCCAAAUCGAAACCUAUUCGUGUUUUGAAUGGAAUCAAUCAACCCAAAGAUUUACGAAUGAUUGAUCAAUAUCGAGCUGUUGUUCUCUGUAAUCGUGAUUUAAGAAUCUAUAAUCUAGACGAAGGAUCGCUGGUAAUCAAAUUAAAAGGAGUCAUGAAUCAAAAGAUGCCCUUUUUUGGGCUUCACAGUGACAAUUAUCUUGUUGCUUUAUCACGUAAUCGAAUGUAUGUUAAUAUGCAAAGUCUUAAAACCGGAGAUUUAGAGACAACAUUUAAAGUCGGCGAGGAUCGAUUCCUUAAUAGUCUUCUUGUCAGUGCCAAUGGGAAUAUUUGUGUUUGCGGUGAUGAAACUCAGAAGCCUUUCCCUCUUCUUGUUUGGGAUUUGAUUAAUCGUAAACUCAUUUACGAUCUGAGGAUUCCUCACCAUGAAUUUAUCACGAAAUUGUCUGCAAUUAGUGAUGAUGGACAUUAUGUAGUCUGUGUGAGCAAGGAACUCAACUCUACUUCACCAAAUUUCAUCAUAGUCUACGAUCUUCAGAGUGGUACAUUAUUCAAAAAAUGGAAACCUGAUUGUAACACUGUUAGCAUAACAAUUUCAUCAAGUGCUUCGUGCGUAAUUAAUUGUACGGAAACAGCUCUCAUUUUGGUGUGGGAUCUUUCAACUGGAGCUAAAAGACUCACUCUUCAGGGUCAUAUCGCCUCUGUAGAUAUAUUACAAGUUGAUGAGAAAGGAAAAACUUUACUUUCUUAUGACUCAACCGGAAAAGAUUUAAGUAUUAGGCUUUGGGAUUUGGAAAAUGGUUCCUGUUUAGCUGUUUUUACACCUGAUCAGCCACUGAGCUGCUGUCAAUUAUCUCGUAAUGGUAAAAGUGUUGUCGUUUGUUUAACUGAUUCACCAAAACUUCACACUUUGAUCCUUUGUCACAAUUCAACACCAGAAGAUGAAGUUUCUUCACUGGAAUCAUCUACCUAUGGAUCCCCUGACAAGGAAUAUCAAGAGUUUGAUCUUUCAAAUGAUGCUUAAAAUUCAGCAAAUUAAGUUUACUCCUCAACUCCAGGCUCCUUUUCACCUUUUGUCAAGUUAAUCUGAUUACCCACCAAGCAUCAUGAAUGAAUCAAAAUGAAUAUUACAUCUUUCAAGGCUUUUCAUUGACCUUUCAUGCACUUUUUUCACUUAUCAUCUCAAUCAUCAUGAAUUUAUAGCAUUUGAAAAGAGUAAAAAAGACGAUUCGUCAAAAUUGUCACUUCUUUUUUCUUCUCAUCAUUUAUCAAUUUCAAUUCUAGACUUGAAAUUAGUUCAAAAAUCACCAUAACAUAUACAUGAUCCUUCAGAGGAGCUCAUCCUUUUUUCGUCUCUCUAUUAAUAACUUGAGUUAUUCAUUCAUUAAUAAUAAUAACCUCUCGAUUUCUGUUGACUGGAUGGAGAUAAAACUGUGCUCCAAUUUAUCAUCAUUUUCUUAUCAUAAUCAAAGCCAAUCACCAUCAUCAUUGUCCAAAUUACCAAAUGUAAUCAACCAGCUCCUCACCUGAACCUCAAACAAGUGUGAUGAUCAUCCGACUUAAUAACAUCUAAUCAUAUCCAUACAACUCAAAUGGUGGAUCAAAUCAAAUCAAAUACAAAGCUACAAGUAGUUAACUAAAUGAUAAAAUGUAUAAGCAUGCAACUGAUCACAAUUGAUUUAUAUUAUAAACAUUUCAAUUGUAAAUAUCUAAUAAUAAGUAAUUAUGAAAUAUUGCUUGAAAACAAAACAACCAAAUGAAAUUGUAAUCGAAACAAAAUUGAUUAAGAUAAUUGUUAUGAUUAUUAAUAAGCCGAACUUUAAUCCUAUCA
This is a messenger RNA of Panonychus citri (citrus red mite), 4509 nucleotides long. Its product is annotated as NACHT and WD repeat domain-containing protein 2-like. The record is from RefSeq and is a predicted model, not a curated record. NCBI's taxonomy places the organism in Eukaryota, Metazoa, Arthropoda, Arachnida, Trombidiformes, Tetranychidae. Gene Ontology annotation, molecular function: protein binding.